Molecule: messenger RNA, 4701 nt
Organism: Symbiodinium sp. CCMP2456
Lineage: Eukaryota; Dinophyceae; Suessiales; Symbiodiniaceae
Source: the annotation of a GenBank genome assembly
AUGGGUCGCUUGCGCUUGAGCAAGAAGGUCCGCCUCUUGGGUCCAGAUCUUCAACGUAAAAUCAGCUUCUUCUCGGCCCUGGGAUUUGGUCUCAUCUUCGGCCUCCUGUCGCUCAAUGCAGAGGAUCCGGAGGAGCUCUUUGCCACGGCGACAGGCUUGCCAAGAAGACUGCAAACAGCGACCACCGAGACCACGACAACAGCAGGGAAUUUUUAUCCACCGCCGGACCUCCUGCUGAAUCAGCCCUACUUCGAGGAGCCUCCAGGAAGGAAGGCCCUGGCAGUGCUCCAUGUGAUCGGAAUUGCCUACAUGGUUUUGGGGCUGAACACUGUCUGCGAUGUUUACUUUGCCGGUGCCAUCGAUCUUCUUUGCGACGCGUGGGAUUUGACCCCUGAUGUGGCUGGUGCAACUUGGAUGGCUGCUGGGGGAUCAGCUCCUGAAUUCUUCACUUCCAUGAUUGGUGCAACCAUGGCCCAAAAUGACAUUGGCUUCGGCACUAUCGUUGGAUCUGCCGUGUUCAACGUCCUGUUCGUAGUUGGCCUGUGUGGCUGGGUAGCGAAAGGAAACAUCGAUCUGACAUGGUGGCCUCUCUUCAGGGACUGCUCAUACUACAUCGUCUCCUUGGCAGUUCUGGCUGCUUUCGUGUCGGACCAGUAUGUGAAGCCGUGGGAGGCCGGGAUACUCCUUGGAAUGUAUCUCAUCUACGUGGGUUUCAUGCUGGUCAACCGACCCCUGAAUGUCUGGGCGUACCAGAUGACGGGCACGCCGCUGAACAAAGAGCUCAGGGAUUAUGUGCAGGAGAGGCAGAAGGUCAGCAACAAGGUGGAGCCGCUGGAGGCAGUAGAGGAAGCUGCCCCAGCAGCUCAGCCAUCCGACGAGCCGCCAAAGCCUGCAAAGGACAAUUACAUGGAGCCGGACAAGGUCGUUGUCAAGACCACUCCCCUUGAUGACGACGAUGGGAAGGAGCCCGAAGAUCUGUUGGAGGGCAAGCUCAAGGACGAGAAAGGCAUGGGGAAGGACGACGGCAAGGAUGGUGGAGGGGACGGUGAAGACGAUGAGGACGAUGACGAACCCGAUGACUUCAUGGAACGUCCUGAGGGACUGUUCAGCACCAUCAUCUGGGUUUUGAGCCUGCCGGUUUACGUGCCCCUCUACUUCACGCUGCCAUGGCCUUCUAAGGGCUCGAAGCUGUAUAUGGUCACAUUCGGGCUGGCAUUGUUAUGGAUUGGUGGCUUUGCCUUCUUGCUCGUCUGGUGGACCGAGACCGUUGCAGCAGUCAUUGGGAUUCCAACCAUUAUAUCCGGGUUGACGUUCCUGGCGGCCGCAACCUCGAUUCCGGAUGCAGUGAGCUCCAUGGCUGUGGCUCGCAAAGGCCAAGCAGACAUGGCCGUGAGUUCAUCGGUCGGAUCUAACAUCUUUGAUAUCCUCGUUGGGCUUCCAGUUCCCUGGCUGUUGAAAAGCGCCAUCGAAGCCAACAAUCCUCUUUUCCAAGGCGUCUUCAUCAGGUCGCCAUUCCUCAUGUUCUACACCUGUUUGCUCUUAGCAAUGGUUUUCGGCACAGUGGUGAGCAUCAUGAUUAGCAAAUGGAAGCUCAACAAGUUCCUCGGCGGAUGCAUGGCCGUCCUCUACGUCUUGUUUAUCAUUGCCUGUGUCGUGAUCGAAGAGACAAGCGUCGUCGAGAUGUUGAAGGCUAAGUACGGAUGCCUCAAGGGACAGCGAGCGCGGGUCAUUGGGGAGACUCAGUCGCUGCUCCAGUUCGAGGGAGGCAAGACAGCACCGAAGGCCCACGAAGGCAGCGGCUGGAAGUGGGUGAUUCGGGAAGAGGAGGAGUCCAAGCAAUCUGCUGCAGAGGCGCAGUUGGCUGCACUGCAGAAGGCUGCCGCACUUCAGGCCGAGCAGGUCGCAGCUCAAAAGGCCGCAGAGCUAGCACGUGCACAGGCAGAAGCCAAGGCUUAUGCCGCAGCGCAAGAAGCCAUGCAAGCCAAGGUGCGGCAUGCUGGACCCGAUUCCGAAGACAGCAGAACCCUUAACGGCCUCGGACGAGGGCGAUGGGGAAGUUACGAGGAGGUCUGCCAUACCUUCACGUAUGGGGAAGUCUUGGCGUGGGCGCAGCGUAUAGCAGGGCAAAUCCUGCGCGACACAGUGCCAACGACCAGUGAAGUGCUUGUGGCUCUACUCCUGAACCGCUCGGUGCUUGCUCUUGCAGCAGUUUUUGGCGUUUGGGAAGCUGGCGGCGCCUACAUUCCCGUGCCGAAAGAUACUCCACUGCAGCGUCGACUUCUGCUAUGUUCGGAUGCGAGUCUCGUUUUAACUGAUGACGCAGACCGUGAGUUGGAGGAUGGCUUGAGCUUGAGCUCUGGCCCCGCCGUCCGCCUGCUUGACACCUUUGUGCCUGCUGAUCUGGGCAUCAGCCUGCAGAGCGAGGGCAUCCCAGAUCCCAGCCGAAUAUGCAUGGUGAUGCACACGUCCGGAUCGACCGGACGACCCAAGGGUGUGGUGUGCGAUCAUCGUUGUCUCUGGCACUCGGUGAGCUGUUUCACCGCAGAUCUAGGCGAAAACAACUGUCGGAGCCUUCUUUGGAAAACGCCCUACCAGUGGAGGACAGCCGAGUACGAAAUGUUCCCUGCGCUUUGUCUGGCAGGUUGUGUUUUUAUCGCGCCGGAUGGGUUUCAGAAACAGUUGACCUGCGUUUCCGAUGCCAUCCGCGACCAUGACAUAUGCGUUAUCGCUGGCGUGCCUUCAGUUUUGACGCACAUGAUGGAGCAUCUCUCGUCAUGCGUUUCGCUGAAGCACGUCGUAGCCGUCGGAGAGCCACUGCCGCAGAAUCUUUGCAGCAAGGCCUUGGAAGCAUCUCUUCGUCUGAGCAACUAUUACGGCUUGACAGAGACAGGCAUGACGACAUGGCGUUGCCGUGCCGUGCCACAAAGUGCCACAGCCCCCGUGGGACAACCGCAGCCCUCGAUAGAAGUCACUUUAUGUGAUGGAGAAGGCAGAAGUGGCCUUCAGGGGGAAGUCAUGUUUGGCGGCAUUAUGUUCCGCUGCUAUUUGAACAUGCCCGAGCUUACAGCGCAGAAGUUCCGGCAGGUGGACGGCCGAAUCGCCUUCCAGAGUGGCGAUUUUGGGAAAUGGAACGGCCAGGAGCUGGAAGUUUGCGGGCGCAUUGACAACCAGGUCAAGCUCCAUGGCGUGCGGAUAGAGCUGGCAGAGAUCGAGGCCGCUUUGGCGCUCUUCUGUCGGGAAGCAGCAGUGGUUCAAGCGGCAGAGGACGAACAGACGCUUGUUGCUUUUCUGGUCAACUGCAGGGUAGAAGCUCAAGACUUGCCUCGUAAGUUGGCACAGCAGCUGCCCAAGUACAUGGUGCCUUUGCACUUCCUGGAGAUUUCCGCCCUGCCGCGCCUGGAAAGCCAGAAAGUCGACCGCAAAAGCCUGCGGGAGCAGACCAGGGGACUGGCAACGCGAGCACAAGCACAAGAUGCAUUGGCUGAAGGUGUCCAUGCCAUGGUGCAGUACCUGGAUUCCCUGGGUUUUGCUCGGGCUGUAAGCCUGCAGACAAUGCGGCUCUACAAUCUCUGGGAUUGCCUAGCUGUUCUCGGCAUGGUGAACGUCGUCCUUUUUCAUUGGUUUUGGUGCGUUUUGAUUGAGCCUCGCACGUACCACUUUCCAGCCCCUGGUGAGCCUGCGGAGAACUCGGUAACCAUGCCGAAGCUGCCAGUGCCCCGCUGGACUUCGUUUACCUAUCGGCUCGCGACCCAAGAUUGGGCUUAUGGUGUCUUUUGUUUCGCGGCCGCCGCGCACACGUCGAGCGAACGGUCGUCUUUCACGCAGAGGGAUGCCGCGAUUUUGACCCUGUACCUUUAUGCAGGCUUUCUGCCGAUGUUCCUGUCCGUUUUCUUCUCGGAACCCUGGAGCAGCAUCGUGUUCCACGCGGAGACUAUUCAGAGAUGGUUUUUGCUUUCGCUGAUCAUUGGCAAGGCGGCGCUUGUGUUGGACACCUGGUGUGGUGAAGGUAGCUUUGCCGCGCUGGGCCUGCUUGCUGUUGCCUACAUCAGCCUGCCCUUCUGCUUCGAGAAUUUAUGCGGUUACGGUGGUGAGUAUGUCCUGCCCACGGACUGGUGGCCCACAUGCCAAGCGUGUGUCUUGACACCAAAGGUUUUGAUAUGUGCAGUGCUCUACGCCACGGCAGUGCGUUGCAACUCUGCCUGUUCAUGGCUGGUUUUGACAGCACGUCCUUGGUGGGGACUUUGUGUGUUCGGUGCAUCCAGUUUCCUCUCCUGGCUCUUCUCCGCGCAGUCGGCCAUCGAGAACGACGACCUAAACUUAUCUUGGGUACAGCGUUCGGUGGCAAGACUCGCCAGCCUGCUUCUGAUCGUAAUCCAAACCUUGUCUUUGGCAUCUCUUUGCAGACCCCUGGCAAGAACGAACUUAUUCAGAUGGCCAGCACGAUAUCUGUUGGGCGGCUAUCUCCUCAACGUAAACUUUCUGGACUUGCUCUUUUUGUCGCCGGAGGUCCGUCGGCAGCUGCUGCUUCCGCUGCAGGACGCUGGACCAGUUUGGUCCGGCAUCUUCACAUGGAUGGCCAUGAUCAUGCCGGUGGUGAUCUUCCUUCUCCUCGCAGCUCCUGCGUUCCAAUAUCUGCUCGCACCUCAGCUUUGCCCCAUGGCCUGGGUAUCCCUGGGCCCAUUCUACGAAAAAUUAGAAUAA